Molecule: messenger RNA, 8495 nt
Organism: Scophthalmus maximus (turbot)
Lineage: Eukaryota; Metazoa; Chordata; Actinopteri; Pleuronectiformes; Scophthalmidae
Gene: macf1b
Product: microtubule actin crosslinking factor 1b
Exons: 40
Coding region: 412-6747 (2111 amino acids)
Biological process (GO): hemidesmosome assembly; cytoplasmic microtubule organization; intermediate filament cytoskeleton organization
Cellular component (GO): intermediate filament; focal adhesion; membrane
Molecular function (GO): calcium ion binding; structural molecule activity; microtubule binding
Source: RefSeq, a predicted model, not a curated record
UGCCUGUGACUGUGGGCAACGGCAAAAGCGUGAGUUAUCAGGGCAUGUGUGAGUGUGUGAGUGUGUUUAGAAAGUGUGUUUGUAUGCGAGCGUGUGUGUGUUGCAGGGAGUAUGCAAGUGUGUGUGCGUGUGUGUGUGUGUGUGUGUGUGUGUGUGUGUGUGUGUGUGUGUGAGAGGAGCCCUCAGUUAGGGAUGUUGGAGCCGGGAGGCUGUUCAAAGGAUGCUCAAACAAAGCUGGACUUUUUUUCCCCCCCUUCUUUUCUUGAAUGGUGAUUGAGGAGCGGCUGGAUUCCUUUUUUGCUCGCGCUGUUGCGCUCAGCUCUGCGUCGGGGUAGCUGAAGAGCCCCUUGCAUGCAUGGCCGAGGGGCCUUACCUCGCCUAUUACCUCACGAGCCUCGGGGCUGAAGGAUUAUGGGUAACCUCGUCAGCCGGCCCAGCUGCCUGGGCCAGAAGUCCAAGCAUGUGAGGUCCGACGAGGACUUCCUGAAGGAGUGCUACCAGCGACGAAGAGGGAGGCAGUCCCCGGAGCAACAUGGGGAGACCAAACAAGAAGAGGCCGUCGAAGACAAACCCGGGGACGGUGCGGACAAGGAGAGAGAGUCGGAGGGCGACAAGGACACCCAGGAAAUUGAUUAUAAGAGGGAAGAGGGGACUCAUACUCCCAUCUCAGACAAACCCCUCCGCAGCUCUCCGGCGUCCACAAUCAGGAGUAGCAGCACUCUGGAAAACGCCUGGCACAACAGCCCUUCGCCAAUAAAAACGUCCCGAAACGGGACCCUGACAAAGAGGACAAUGCCUCCGGAGUUUACCAGGUCCCCCCUGGCUUAUCCAUACAAUGACUCCACGGAGAGGAGGGCCAGCUUCCAGAGGAGAGACUCUCGGGAGGGAAGCCCGUGGUCCUGGAAGACUGUGGCCUCACGUGAGGUCACGGAGGUGACGGAGGUGACGGAGACGGUCGUCACCGAGAUUGUAGAAGUCACAGAGUAUCCGUCGGGAGAUAAAGGCGGGGACCCGAUAGUCACCAGAACUGUUAGAAUCCUGAAUGGGGUGGCCGACGAACUCGCUGAGCUCCAAAGUGACGGACACUCGAGCUCAGACCAGGAUUCCAGCCUGGAUAGAUGGAGGGGCACAAGGUCCGCCCUGGCACUACAGGACGUGGCAACAGACUCUGAGACCUUUCUCCACAACCUGAACGCUCUGCUCACAUGGGUCAGUGAGAUCGAGGAGCUCACUGCCAAUCAGAAAGCCCCGUCCUCAGAGGUCAAAGUGGUGAAAGCGCAGCUCCAGGAACAAAAGCUCUUGCAACGUCUCCUAACAGACCGCCGGCGCAGCAUGGGCUCCAUGAUGCUAGAGGGCCCUCGGUUGGCAGAGGCCCACCCAGGAGAGGAGGGGGAGCAGGCAAAGGUCAAGCUCUCCACUCUCCAGCAGAAGUGGGAGGCCUUGCAGCUGGAGGCAGAGCAAAGGAGGGCGAGUCUGGAGCUCAUCCUGCCCAGGGCCCAGCGCUUCCAGGUCGGAGUAGACAGCCUGCAGCAGUGGUUCACAUCGGUGGAACAGGCCCUGGCUGAACUACGAAAUGCGGAAAGGGUGAUGCUGCGUCUCUCCGAGGCCACAGAUCGUGCCAAGACUGUCGUUGAAGAGAUACAAGUCAAAACCACGGAGUUGGGGAAAAUACAAAAGUCGGGACAUGAUCUGAUGGAAGUGAUUUCAGAGGAGGAGGCCCAGCAGGUGCAAGAGAAGAUGGACGCCCUGCGUAUCCGCUGCUCCGUGUUGAGUCUGAGCAGUCUGGACGUGCUGCAGAGGCUGGAGCAGGCGCUGGAGGCCUCCAGCCGCUGCACCUCCAGCCAGGAGGACCUCCACCUGUGGCUGGGCCGCAUCGAGAGGGAGCUCCUGGGCGCGGCGGGAGCGCAGACACACGCUGGCGACGCGGUGCUGUGUGCAGCCGAGAGGCAGAGGCUGGAGGAGGCGGUGGUGAAGGAGAUGGCCUGGUUCAAGGAGACGGCACUGGGCCUUGAAAAACUGAAGACAAUACAACUGCAUCCAGAGCUCAUAGCGGAACAACUCCACGAGCAGAAGAUUUUGGCUGUGGAGAUUCUCCAGCACAGGUUCAACAUUGAGAAGAUGGUGAAGAUUGCUGAGAUCCUGCUCACAUACAGUGAUGAAGGAGAAACGUGCGACCUACGGACCCCACUGGACGUGUUACAGGAACAGUGCAACACCACCUCGGCCACCAACUCCCACGCGGUUCUGCAGCUGGAGCACGCUCAGUCGCUGCUUCUCCAGUUCUCCGAGGGCCUUGCUGAGGUUUCGCCCUGGCUGGAGGAAACUCAAACCCUCGUCGGCCACCUCUCCCUGAGCACAAUUAGCUAUGAAGCGUUUCGGGAACAACAGGAGCUCUUACAGGGUCUGAGGGAGUCCAUUGCGGAACACAGGCCCCUGAUCGCACGCCUAUGCUCUCUGGCGAAACGCUUGUCAGAACUGAAUCCCGCUCAGGGAGAUGAGUUCUGUCGCAGGGCGGCAGAUGCCGAGGAGCAGCACGGAGCCAUCAGGGACCGGGUCCGAGAGACUGCCAGUCUGCUGGAGGAGUCGCUGCCGCGAUUCACACAGCUGAACGAGAGGACGACUCUCAUCAGGGAGAGUCUGGACCGCCUGCGCGGCCGCAUACAGACUCCCACGUCUCUCCAAGGACUCACGCCGAGGAUCCGGGAGCAGCUGCAGGACAACAAGCACACGCUGGCCGAGCUGUGCAAACUGGAGCUGGGCCUCAGCGGUGUCAGGACGCAGGCAGAUGAGCUGCUGGCUAACACGCAGGCCGCUGGCGACGGCUCCAUCGGCACAGCAAUCCAGGAGCGGGUGUCCGGCCUGUCCCGGCUGUGGGACGAGACAAGCGCCCAGGCCCAGGAGAGGGAGAGCUGGCUGCUCAAACUCUUGGAUCUCGCCUCCAAGUUCUGGAGCGAUGUCGGCGAGGCCACGGCGGCGCUCGGUGACGCGCAGCAGGCGGUGUUGGACCUCAACGCGAGUCGGACAGACUCCGAAACCAUCCGCCAGAGCCUCGAAACCAUGCAGACUGUCAGGGAGGACAUCGACAGUGUACAGGGAGAUCUGGACACCCUCGGCGUUGUGGGAAUGGACCUGAUGUCAGCAUGUGGAGAGACGGACAAGCCAGAUGUCACCAAGAGCCUCGAUGAACUCUACUGCACAUGGAACAACUUGAGCAAACUGUGGAACGAAUGUCACAAGAAGCUGGAGGAGUCCUUGCGGAUGGCACUUCACUACCAGGACACAAUGCAGGGUCUUUUUGAGUGGUUGAAGUCAGCUGAGCUGAGGUCCACUGAGGAAUUCAUGGUGGGAACUGACCUGGAAUCGGUCAAAGAGCAGCUGUGUGAUCUCAAGGAAUUUAAGCGGGAACUUUACCAGAAGAAGAUUGAGAUAGAAAGCCUGAGCCACCGCUUUGUGUGCCGGCUCUCUCCGGGCUCGGAGCGGCCGGGCUCCGUGUCCCCGCUGUGCGACUUCCGACUGCGCUGGGACAGCCUGGAGUCCGAGACGGUCGGCAGACAGCAUCAGCUGGAGUGUGCGCUGCUGGGCCUGGGUCAGUUCCAGAACACACUGGACGAGCUGUGCACUUGGCUCUCGCGGACCGCGGAACAACUGCAGGGCAGCCAGCCAAUCAGCAUUGACCUGCAGGCCUGUGAAAUAGAGCUGGCCAAACACAAGGUCUUGCGCAAUGACGUCAUGUCCCACGUUCGCACCAUGGAGUCACUGAACCAGGCUGGCCGGGGGCUGCUGGAGGUCGGGUCCGGGGACCAGUCUCGGCUGGAGCAGCUCAACGAGAGCUGGGAGUUUGUUCGCUGUGAGACCGAACGCAGGCAGCUGGAACUCGAGAACAAACUGAGUCAGGUCCAAGAUGUUACAAUGGAGAUUCAGGAUCUGCUACAGUGGCUGGAGAACACCGACCUGAGACUGUCCUCCUCCAAGACCAUGUGGGGGAUGCCGGACUCUGCCAGUGAAAGGCUCAGCGCACACUUGGAGUUGUGCAACGAGAUGGAGUCAAAGCACCACGCCUUCACCGAUGUGAAGGGCGCCAUCCACAGGAUGCUGGAGAGCAGCAAUGUCCUGCGGGGGUCGAGCACCGAACACGGCCUCUCCAUCCUCGAACAGAAAUGGACGUCUGUUUGCGGCAAAGUCCAGGAGCGAAAGGCGAAGCUCACAGAGGGACUGAGUCUUGCCAAGGAGUUCCACAGCAACGUCCAGGAGCUGCUCACGAAGAUGAGCAAGUGUGAAGAGUCCAUUGGGCUCUUUCCUUCUCCCAGCUUUGUCCUGGACACCGUUUGCUCUCAGCUGCAGGAUCACAGGACACUGGUGAAUGAGGUGAACGGUUACUGUGAGAAGAAGGCCGCGGUAGUGACCACGGGCUGCAGACUAACUGAACUGAGCAGGAAGGAAGACUGCGACGUCAUCCAUAACCUGAUGAUGACCGUCCAGGAUCGCUUCAAAAAGCUGCAGCAACGGGCCUCCGAGAGAGGCAGGACGCUGGAGGAGGUCAAGAAGAACGCCAAGCAGUUCAGUGAAUCUUGGCGCCUGCUGGUGGACUGGAUGACGGAGGUGGAGCAGACACUGGACACGCACAAAGAGAUCGCUGUUUCCCACGAGGAGAUCAAACAGCAGCUGGCUGAGCAGAAGGAGUUCCAGAAACUGCUGAGGUCGAAGAGGCCCAUGUACGAGGCCACGCUGAAGAGCGGCCGCAGCCUCCGCCAGCGAGCUCAGACGGGCCGCGACAGGCAGCACCUGGAGAACCUGCUGGCCGAGCUCAAGGACACGUGGGACACCAUCGGCGGCAAGUCUGUGGAGAGACAACAUAAGCUGGAGGAGGCGCUGCUGUUCUCGGGCAGAUUCACCGACGCUCUCCAGGCACUGAACGACUGGUUGUACAGAGCGGAGCCCCGACUGGCUGAGGAUGUUCCCGUCGGGGGAGACAAGGACAUGGUCAACAAUCUGGUAGACAAACACAAGGCGUUCCAAAAGGAGUUGGGGAAGCGAGCCGGAUGCAUCAAGACGCUGAGGCGCUCCGUGAGGGACCUGACCAGGAGCAGCACGGCCGACGCGCACUGGCUGCAGGAGCAGAUGGACGAGCUGGCCGGCCGCUGGGAGGCCGUGUGCAAGCUGUCAGUCAGCAAGCAAGACAGGCUGGAAGCGGCACUUCAGCAGGCCGUGAAGUUCGAUGGCCUCGUCCACUCGUUCAUGGAGCGCCUCACCGAGGCAGAGAGGACACUGAAGUACGGGCUGAUACCCGAGGACGAGGGAGGCUUGCUCGCCUUCCGCAAGCAGCACGAGGAGUCGGUGAGCGCCCUGCAGUCUCAGGCCGUGGAGCUGGAGCACAUCCAGCGUCUGGGCGAGGAGAUGCUGGCCUCCUGUCACCCAGACUCCAUCAUCACCCUCAAAUCCUGGAUCAGUGUCACCAAGACACGCUAUGAGGAGGUCCAGACGUGGGCUCAGCAGCAGGGCCAGAAGGUCCAGGCCAGCUUGGCGGCACUGGAGGCAGAGCGAGAGGAAGUCCAGAGACUCCUAGACUGGAUCUCCUCCGCAGAGGAGGCCCUCCACCUCCGAGAGCACGAGCCUGUGCCCGAGGCCACGGAGCAGAACCAGGAGCUCGUCGAGCAGCACGCGGUGUUCAUGGAGGAGUUGAAUAAAAAGUUUCCAGAGGUUGAACACGCCACAAAGUCCUGCAGACUCAAGAGCACCCCCAAACAAACGUCUCCCGGCAGAAGGCCGCUCACGAAGAGGAGGAGCACCCUGAGGCUGCAGCCUGUCGUGCCUGUUCCCCUGGAGCACCUCGACCCCCAGACCCCGCAGCUCUGUCAGCUGGUCAGUCAGUGGCAGAAGCUGUGGCUCCUGGCUGUGGCGAGACAAACCCGUCUGGAACAACACCAGCAGACGCUCAGAGAGAUGGAAGAAUUUGCAAACUUUGACUUCAAUGUGUGGCGAAAGCGCUACAUGCUGUGGAUCAGUCACCUGAAGUCGCGCAUCUUGGACGUGUUCCGCAGCAUCGACCGCGACCAGGACGGGCGCAUCAGCCAGAAGGAGUUCAUUGAUUACGUCCUCGCCUCAAAGUUCCCCACCAACUCUCUGGAGAUGAACGCGGUGGCCACCAUCUUUGACAUGAACAGCGACGGCUUCAUCGACUACUAUGAGUUUGUGAGCGCGCUUCAUCCCAGCAGAGACCCCUACAGGAAAACACUGGAUGCGGAUCAAAUCAAUGAAGAGCUGAGUCGACAGGUGUCACAGUGCAACUGUCCCAAGAGGUUCCAAGUGGAGCAAAUAAGUGCCAACAGAUACAGGUUUGGAGAUUCGCAGCAGCUGCGGAUGGUUCGUAUCCUGCGGAGCACGUUGAUGGUGAGAGUGGGAGGAGGCUGGACUGCGUUAGAUGAGUUCCUGGUCAAGAACGACCCCUGCAGAGUGAAAGGUCGGACCAACCUGAAGAUCAAGGCGAAGUACUUGUCUCCUGCAGGAAGCACAUCGAAGGGUCUGACCGUCAGCCGGUCCAACUCCAGCCUCAGCCUCUACAGCAGUGCCUCCGCCCCCACCAGCCCCAUGACACGCAAGGCAUUACUCCGCCGGAGUUUCUCAGGUGACCGCUGUAUUCGUCCCAGGAGCUCCAUAGCUGCUUUGGGGUCUGAUCUACAGUUUGUGACGACAACAGGGGAGGACACCUCGUCCACACCAUCAGAGGAAGCUGAGAGGUUGCCCACAUGAUUGCCUCUGCCUCUGAGCACCACGUGUUCGCUGCGGCGCCGAUCCCAAACGCACACACAGCCUCUGGGCCCCCCGGAAGCAGAGCGACAAACAGAAGCAUCCGUCACGUCUGGGGAGCAGCCACCGACGGGGAGGGCACAAAGGUCACAAAGGUCACCAGAGGUGACGAUCAAGCGUCUUUAGCGUUGACGGGUCAAUGAGGAUGUUGCUUUUCAUACACUCGUCUCUGACUGCGUAGAGAGAAAGAAUUGAGAAGUUCUGCAUGGAUGCUUAUUGCAUGAUAGCCAGAGCCUUGCUGAAAUUAGAUCUUUUUUUUUGUAAUUCUUUUUUAGCUUGUUACUCUUUUGUGGUUAAGAUAAAGCAAAGUCGGGCAGUACCUUACCAUACAGCUAAGACACAUUUGUAUAUAGUAUGUGAGGGUGUUGUCCAGUUUGACUGCCCCCAACUAGCAUCCAAAUAUCACAUAUACCAAAACCAUUACUAUAUAAAGGGUACAAUAUGCUGUCCUUCCUUUGGAUAUUAUUAUUAUUAUUUUUUCUUUUUUUUCCAUAAAGAUGACGUUGUUGGCAGGGCCACGCUGUUUCUGUCGGGGGGGGGGGGGGGGUUGACACCAUGAUUUUACAUAAUUAUGAAUUUGUCAUUGUUCUAUAUUGUAUGGAUGUUUUCAACAUUUGAGAUUGUGUAAUGAGCAAUGCCCCGAAGUGCAAACAGGUCAUUGUUGAUUGGUAGAGAUUAUUUUCUCAGGAUUGGUUUUUGCCUUUUUGAUGUACGUAUGUAUUUCCUCUGGAACGUUACUGUGAAAACGUAGAUGUGCUGUUGUCGUCAUAACACGACUUCCUAGGAGAGUUUAUUUUUUAUUCUUUUCAGCACGUUAUUCUCAUUGAAAUGCACUUUUUCUGUGUCCGACUACUGACGGUAAGUGGGAAAUCUGGCAGUUGUCACGAGUGAGAGGAUUCAUUUUUAUGAUAUUUCUUUUUUGGUGUUUCAUAAAAAUGUAGAAUUUUUAUAAAAUUGCGUUUUAGCAGAAUGCACUGGACGUGAUGCUGUAUAGUUUUUGAAAUCUGUCAGUGUCCGUGUCUUUCUUCUCCAACAUCUUUUACCAAAAGCAGUAUAUAUGUUGUAAUGUUUUACCUGCCUUUUUACGUAUGAUUUAUCUGUUCUCCAGUCCAGUCUGAAUUUUUACUACUCUUGUAUAAUAAGGAUCCUUACAGAAACCGAUAUGCAUCGUUUUAGCGAAACAAUUCUGAGAGCCACUCGCCCUGAGAGAGGAGCGACUGCAGCUCCAGCAUCAGUCUGACUGCUCGGUGUCGCCUGGACCGUACAAUGUGUUACGUCCGCGUUGUAAAGUUAUUGUAUUUGUAAGUGUCCCUUUGUACUAGAUCCACGUAAGGCUGAAGACAGUAGCUCAUGUACUUCAUUGCAUUUGGUCUAUGCAGUCGAGAACAGGAUUUUCUUUUAAGGUCAAAGAGGAUUUUUACAUGAUAAAGUCCCUUUUCCUCUUAGCCGCAAUGUGUUGAUGUUCGGAGAAGGUUGAUCAUUUACUGUACUGUAAAAAAUAUAUAUACAAUAGCCAGAUUUGACUACUAUUGCUAUGCACCCUAAUCUUUCUGUACUGCAAAUGUUUCUAUACCCAGCACUCGUUCCGAUGUCUAAUCUAGGGAAACCGUAGAUGAAUGUCACUAAUAAAUUUGAAGGUCCACUUGUAUAAAAAAAAUAAAAUAAACCGUUUUGUAUUGAAAAAAGAAAAA